AUGUCACGUGGUCCCGAAACUGAGACAUUUACAACGCUGAACAUUCCUGUAGUGGUUGCAUCUACCAUGAUAUCAUUACCGUCACUGCGUAAAUAUGAACAAAUGGCGAUAAUGCUCACGAAGCGAAUGAAAUUAUUCACUGAAUUAACCAUCAAAGAAAUCGUAUGGGGAUAUGAAAAUUCGCUUUUUAAAACUAUUUAUCGAUAUUCUGGUACGAAGUUUAUACCGGGACCGAAGUUUGGCAUCAUGCACGGGAAGAACAACACAAAGUGGCAGCAAUUUACCGUUUAUACUGGUGAGAAUGACGUCACCAAACUGAAUGUCAUUGAUAAAUGGAACGGGUUAUCUCACUUACCAUACUGGAAUACUAAAUUUUCGAAUCAAGUAAACGGAACUGAUGCAACACUGAAUCCACCCCUCACGGAAAGGACCCACGUUAUGUAUAUUGCCCAGAGCUCUGUAGGAUUCCCACUUGUUAUGUCAUCACCACACUUUCUUAACGCUGACUCCAGUGUAAUGCUGCCUGGAAUGAAACCAAAGAAAAAAGACCAUGCAACAUACCUUGAUAUUCAUAUGGAGACUGGUAUAACAAUGCAGACAGCAAAACGGAUGCAAAUCAAUAUUCACCUGAAAAAGAACAAGAAGUUUCCACAAUUUUCAGAGAUUGAAGAUGUAUUCUAUCCCGUGUUAUGGUUUAGUGAGAACUACGUCAUAUCCGAUACGCACGCUGCUAAGUUUAACUCUGUCAUUGGAAGACCUUUAUAUAUGUAUCACUUGACUCAACUAUUGGUAAUCGGUUUGGGCGUGCCUGUUCUAUGUGUUAAAGCGAUAGUACUUGGAGUAGAAAGAAUUAAUUUGAGACAAUUACAAGUAAGUUAA
Messenger RNA from Saccoglossus kowalevskii, 879 nucleotides. Its product is annotated as platelet glycoprotein 4-like. The record is from RefSeq and is a predicted model, not a curated record. NCBI's taxonomy places the organism in Eukaryota, Metazoa, Hemichordata, Enteropneusta, Harrimaniidae.